Menidia menidia (Atlantic silverside) is the source of this 561-nucleotide messenger RNA. NCBI's taxonomy places the organism in Eukaryota, Metazoa, Chordata, Actinopteri, Atheriniformes, Atherinopsidae. The record is from the annotation of a GenBank genome assembly.
AUGAAAACCCACGCGCUCCCGGAACCAAAACUCCCGCAAACCCGCAGGACCCCGUUCACCGUGGAGGACAUCCUGGACCCGGGGAAGUUUACCGGGAAAGGAACGGACUCAGGGGCUCUGGACGUGAGGCACGAGGCUCCAGAUGAGGAGGGCCACAACCCCCCGGAUCCCCCGGGGUCACCUCCCGUUAGCGGGCGUGGCCCCGCCCCCCCCGUUAGCGGGCGUGGCCCCGCCCCCCCCGUUAGCGGGCGGCGGCGGCGGCGUACGGCGUUCACGGCGGAGCAGCUCCGGUUUCUGGAGCUAACCUUCGGCGGGCGCCAUUACCUGUCGGCGGCAGAACGGCGAGCAAUGGCCGCCGCCCUGAAGCUGACCGAGACCCAGGUCAAGGUCUGGUUCCAGAACCGCCGCACCAAGAGGAGGAAGGCGCUAAUGGAGGGGAGGGAGGAGGAGGAAGAUAGGCCUCCGCCUCCGUCCUUCAUCCCUAUCUGCUGCACCAACAUCUGGAGGCCCAUCCAGAUGUUUACGCCGCUGCCAUUUGCGCCUUUCCUUCUGCACACGUGA